GUUUCCUCAGCCGCUCCGGCCGCUCUUCUUCGGCGCCGCUUCCACAAGCAACAUCCGUCGUGGCGGGCGGGCUUGCAGUCAGGGACCGAGCGAGCAAACGGGCCGGCGCCAAGAUGCCGCUGGGCCUGAAGCCGACGUGCAGCGUGUGUCGCACUACGUCCUCGUCUAUGUGGAAGAAAGGAGGCCAGGGCGAGAUCCUUUGCAACAACUGCACAGGCCGCUCAGGGCCGCCCAGCACCGGCGGAGCUGCCUACGCCACCACCUCGGCGGCCGCGCAGCAUAGCAACGGCGGCGGCGGCGGGAAGCAGAGUAAGCAAGAAAUUCACAGAAGAUCUGCUCGAUUAAGGAAUACGAAAUACAAGUCUGCUCCUGCUGCUGAAAAGAAAGUUUCUACUAAAGGAAAAGGGAGAAGGCAUAUUUUUAAGUUAAAAAAUCCUAUCAAGGCUCCAGAGUCUGUGGCCACCAUAAUUACAGCAGAAUCUAUCUUCUAUAAGGGAGUUUACUAUCAGAUUGGAGAUGUUGUUUCAGUGAUUGAUGAGCAGGAUGGUAAAACAUACUAUGCUCAAAUUAGAGGGUUUAUUCAAGACCAAUACUGUGAAAAAAGUGCAGCUUUAACAUGGCUCAUUCCUACUACAGCUAGCCCCAAAGACUGUUUUGACCCUGCAACUUACAUAAUAGGACCAGAAGAAGAUCUUCCAAGAAAAAUUGAGUACUUAGAAUUUGUUUGUCAUGCACCUUCAGAAUAUUUCAAAUCUCGAUCAUCUCCUUUUCCUACUAUUCCUACUAGACCAGAAAAAGGUUAUAUCUGGACUCACGUUGGGCCUACCCCAGCAAUCUCAAUCAAGGAAACUGUUACCAGCAACUUAUAGUCUGUCUUGACAUACUCCCUUUAAAUGUAUAUAAAAUUUACUACAGCUGUUUUAGUUUAUGCAGCUAGUCUUACAAGUGACUUUUAUUUAUUGUUUAAAUGUUGAUGUCUUUAUUAAAAUUAAGUUUUAUUCACUUUAUUUGAAACUUUUUCUCCCUCUGUAAAAAGUAACUCUUCACACACUUCUUUAAACAAGGGAGAAGCUGCACACUUGCUGUCUUUUUGCCUUAUACAUAAAUAUAGUGAUGACCUUUGUUCAGAAAACUGCUUAUCUGUUCCU
Molecule: messenger RNA, 1148 nt
Organism: Elgaria multicarinata webbii
Lineage: Eukaryota; Metazoa; Chordata; Lepidosauria; Squamata; Anguidae
Gene: GATAD1
Product: GATA zinc finger domain containing 1
Exons: 5
Coding region: 114-869 (251 amino acids)
Biological process (GO): regulation of DNA-templated transcription; chromatin organization
Cellular component (GO): nucleus
Molecular function (GO): zinc ion binding; sequence-specific DNA binding
Source: RefSeq, a predicted model, not a curated record